GGCACCUCGUAUGUGGGCACACCUGUGUCUGGCUGUCCCUGCUGCUCACUGCUGUGCCCGUGGCUGACUCUGCUCCCUUUGCAGGCUGUGGAUGACUUGCUACGCUGUGGGAUUUGCUUUGAUUACUUCAACAUCGCCAUGAUCAUCCCUCAGUGCUCCCACAACUAUUGUUCCCUCUGUAUCCGCAAGUUUCUGUCCUACAAAACUCAGUGUCCAACAUGCUGUGUGGCAGUGUCGGAAUCUGACCUGAAAAACAACAGGACCUUAGAUGAGAUAGUGAAGAGCUUCAGUUCUGCAAGACAGCAGCUGUUGCAGUUGGUCCUGGAUGCUCCACCGAGUCCCUCCCCACUGGCCUGCAGCAGGCGUCCAGCUGCCCACAGCCACAUCAGCACUCCUGUUUCCCAGCCAGACCCCAAGGAGGUGCCAGGGAUUGACAGCUUCUUGAGGAAGGGAAAAGCCUGCACCUCCACAAAGGCAGAUGGCCUGGCAGGGACUGAUGAGAAGAGUUUCAAAACUGAGGGACAGCUUGACCUUCACAGCACUUCUGCAGAACUUGGUGGUGAAGACGAUGAAGUACGAUCACAGCAGAGUCCUGAGUGCACCAAGAAUCAUGAGCAGCCUUCUACAUCAGUGGUGAAAGGAGUCAAGAAAGUGGAGUGUCCUGUUUGUGAGGUUGCCAUUGCAGAGCAAUAUAUAAACAAACAUCUGGAUAGCUGCUUGACCAGGGAUGAGAAGAAGGACAGCCUCAGAAGCUCUGGUCACAAAAGGAAGCCCAUGUCGAAGGUUGUUUAUAACCUGCUGUCGGAUCGGGAUCUGAGGAAGAAGCUCAAGGAACAUGGUCUGUCUACCUCUGGGAGUCGCCAGCAGCUCAUUAAGAGGCACCAGGAGUUUGUGCAUGCUUACAAUGCUCAGUGUGAUUCCCUGAAUCCCAAGUCAGUUGCAGAGGUUGUUAAAGAGUUGGAAAAGAAUGAGAAGAUUCGGGUUCAGCUCGAGUGUAAUAAACCUGCUGAAAAUAGCUUGACCUUCACAAAGGACCAGACAGAGGAAGAAAUAGACAAGAUCCACACUGAGUAUCGGAACAAACACAGAAGUGAAUUCAAAUUCCUGGUGGAUCAAGUAAAUAAGAGGUGGAAGAAAGGAAGUAAGGGGAAACCAGAGAGUGUUCGAAGCAACGAAGGAGUUGAUGUCAAAGAGAUCCCUGCAGCCACAGAACCUGGGGAAGAGCAUCACUCGGCUGUCAUCCUUGGACAAGCCCAGGAACUCCAAGCAGAAACUCCCGAUGGCCAGAGAGGUGAAUCUCAUUGUUUGGUGGAAAUCCAGAGCUCUAAUUCAGACAUUUUGAGAGAGACAGAAGGGUCUGAGACGUGUUCAAUGUCCUCUGACAG
Acanthisitta chloris (rifleman) is the source of this 1385-nucleotide messenger RNA. It is a transcript of the gene RAD18, whose product is annotated as RAD18 E3 ubiquitin protein ligase. Gene Ontology annotation, molecular function: ubiquitin protein ligase activity; single-stranded DNA binding. NCBI's taxonomy places the organism in Eukaryota, Metazoa, Chordata, Aves, Passeriformes, Acanthisittidae. Gene Ontology annotation, biological process: DNA damage tolerance; protein monoubiquitination. The annotation marks the transcript as partial. The record is from RefSeq and is a predicted model, not a curated record. Gene Ontology annotation, cellular component: Rad6-Rad18 complex; nucleus. The transcript has 11 exons.